Haliotis rubra (blacklip abalone) is the source of this 823-nucleotide messenger RNA. Its product is annotated as protein disulfide-isomerase TMX3-like. The transcript has 9 exons. Gene Ontology annotation, cellular component: endoplasmic reticulum. The record is from RefSeq and is a predicted model, not a curated record. The coding region runs from base 16 to 741 and encodes 241 amino acids. Gene Ontology annotation, molecular function: protein disulfide isomerase activity. Gene Ontology annotation, biological process: peptidyl-cysteine oxidation. NCBI's taxonomy places the organism in Eukaryota, Metazoa, Mollusca, Gastropoda, Lepetellida, Haliotidae.
CUGUUAUGUUGAAACAUGGCGGCUCCCAUGGCAGAAAAUUUGGUCGUUGUUUUGGCUCUGGUGUCAGCUUGUACGGCACAGCUAGAGUUGGAUGACAGAUUCUUAGAGCAGAGGAAAGAGGGAUUCUGGUUGGUGGAGUUCUAUGCCCCGUGGUGUGGUCACUGCAAGAAGCUGGAGCCCAUCUUCCACCAGGUGUUCCGCGAACUCAGGAGCACGCCGAUCCGGGUCGGCAAGAUAGAUGCCACAAGGUUCUCAAGUGUGUCCUCGGAGUUUGACGUUCGAGGAUUUCCAACCAUCAAGUUUUUCAGUGGAGGUAAUGUCUACACUCACAGAGGAGACAGGACCAAAGAAGAUAUCAUGGAAUUUGCUCAACGGGCACAAGGUCCCGCGGUGAGGAAGUUGGCCAGUGUUGGGAAGUACAAUGAGGCCAAAAGUAAACACGCUGACAACGUAUUCUUCCUGCAUAUUGGUGAAGAUGACGUGAAUGAGGAACUCUAUUCCAUGUAUGCAACAGUAGCAGAAAAAUACAUAGUUCAAGGGUAUUUCUACGCUGGGUCCAGAAAUAUCCUGCCAGAAGCCCUUAAGGUGAAAUUGAAAGGCUACCCAGCUGUAGUUGUUUUUAAAGAUGGGACUUACUAUGAAUAUGAAGAUGAGGAUGGUGUUGUCCGGAAGAGCUCGCUGGACAGAUGGGUGAAUCGGGAACGUUUCCCAGCAUUCCCCCUGUUGCAGGCGGUGGCCUGAAUGAGAUGGCGGACUCUGGCAAGUUGAUGGCCAUCGCUGUGGUCAACCUUGAGGAAGAAGAGUUCAAACAGGAAAACAAUAG